UUCCGUCCGUGAUGGAGUUAAGUCCCUCAUCAUGAUGAUGCUCUGUUUUGAAGCUAUUGCUUCAUAACUUUCUCCAAGUCUGAAAUGUCUGUGAACGAGAGGUUGCGAGAGUCAAGCACGUCAUUACGUCACGGUACACAUGACUCUGCCUCCAGCGCUGCUCUGGACCCACCCUCCUCCUCCUCAUUAGAUUGAGCUGUGUGGCAGAUGUGUCUGCUUUGCAUCAGCUCACAGGUAGACAGAGAAGACACAGAGAGACAGAGCUGAGCCAAGUCAUUCACCCACUAUUACACACAAAAGUUGCCUUCAUUGAUUCCAGACACAGAUUCCAGCAUCAUCACUUGGGUCUCCACCCUGGCUCAUGGUGUCAUGCUUCUUUUGAGACGCCCUGGUGAGGUUGUUUGGAUCUACUUGUGCUUUCAUCUCUAAACAACCAAGCGUGUGGACAGGACGGUGUAUGAUCACUUGUGCUGAAGAGGAAGUGGGGCUUUGGCUGCAACAGAUUUUAACUCAUAAGUGUGUCGCGCCAUGGAGUUUCAUGGAGGCGAUCGUGACAGCAGCAGUGAGCAGAGGCGGGCUGAAGGCUUCCUCUUGACCAAUCACAGCAGAGUGGGUGUAACAGGAAUUCAACUCCCGUAAAACAAAACGUUUUUCAUGGGCGGAGGACGUAAAUAUUUCAUAUAUCAUAGAGGCCAACCGGGUCCAAUAUGAUUUCAAACCCAUUUUUAAACCCAACUGAUCUUAGCCUUGGGCAUCACGAUUCCAAUGGGUCAACCUUGUCAGAACCUGUGUGAUGUGUGGGACUAGCUGUGAAGUCUUUGUUGUGUGAGUCACUUGAAGCAUAAAAGCAGCUCGUGGCAGAUCCUGCAAAAUAGUCGUCUGCGGAGAAACAGAACACGAGAGCAUGAACCGUGCUCUUCUUUCGUCAUUACAUAUAUAGUUUUGCCAUUGUCCUUUAUUUUCAUCAGAACAUGACUUCUCAGGGAAAGAAGGGAGAGGACACUUUUGACAGCCAUGUCAUUCAAUAUGAACCCGCCCAUCAGGGAUCCGUCAACGCCGUCACCACUCUCAGUCCAGACCUGUGUGUAUCUGGCGGUGCUGACCAGGCUGUGGUGGUGUACGACUGGAAACAAGGUCGACUUUGUCAGUACUUCCAGAGUCACAACAGGGAAGUUACCAAGGUGUUGUGCUAUCCAGGCAGCACAUGGGUUUUUAGUGCCUCACGCGACAAGACCGUCCUGAUGUGGGACAUUAAUCAGGGGGACGAACCGAUACAGGACUUCUGUGGGCACGAGCUGGUGGUGAAUGGAAUUGCUAUCAGUCCAGAUGGCCGAAAACUUUGCACCGGCUCCCGUGACAACUGGAUGUGUUUGUGGGAUAUCGAAUCUUCAAAAUGCGAACAGAGACACAACAUUUCCAGAAACCUGGUGACUCAUGUCUGUUGGGUGCCAGGCAGCUCUUCCUUGGUGCAGUCCUCUGAAGAUAAGACGAUCAGAGUGUGGGACAGUCGCAUGUGGCAGGUCACCAACACCUUCCCAGCCAAGCAGUACAUUCAGACGUACUGCGACGUCUCCUCAAAUGGAAACUAUUUGUUGUCAAGUAGCAAUGGAUUUGGAGGCCAGGGCUGUGAAGCUACACUCUGGGACCUGCGUCAGCCCGGUUGCAAGCUGGUGGAAUACAGAGGUCAUCUCCAGACCACUGCGUGUUGUGUGUUUCUGCCGACAUCUCCAGGUGGGACGACUCAGGUAGCAACGUCGUCACAUGACGCUUCCAUCAAGGUCUGGGACCAGAACUCUGCAGUCUGUUUGGGGACUUUACCUUUGGACGGGGCUGGGCCCCUGGUUUCUUUGGCUCCCAGCGAUUCCUCCAAUCUGCUGUGCGCCAGCUUUAACACUGGGAUCCAUCAUAUACAGCUAGGUCAGGGUUCAAACCAAAGUUCUGGGGCUGGUCCAGAUGGAGCUGAAGGACUGGAAAUGAGAGUGGUUUCACGUUUCUAAAAAUCCACAAUGCUUCUGCCACAUUCACACAAGUUGUCAAGUUUAAGGUUCUGAUGAUGGUAAAGUGGACUGACAUGCAUCAUAUCAAAAAGAGACUUUUUUUAAAUGCUGCCUUCUUGGACCAGACCUGAUCAUCCAAAGACGUUGACCUUUCCUCUGCAGGGCCCCUUGUUCUUUUGUAAGAGUUUAUUGGCAACAUGAAUCUGAUAGAAGUUUGACUUUGGUAGAUCAUUUCUGAAUGAUGGUUUUUAGAGCUUUUUUUUUUUUUUAACAAUUCUUGCUGGCUAGUUUCAUGAAGUAACUUAAAAGUUGGAUCUGUUCUUUGUGUUUGCUCUUGUUCUUCUGGUCCUGUUUUAUAUGGAAAUCAUUUCUCGUGGCGAGAAGGGUCUGUUGUUAGGCCUCAGAACUACAUCCCAACCCUUGCUGGUUUGGCACUGCUCUCUUGGCCUGCAAUCAUAAUUCCUCUGAAUCAGUUUGUUCUCAAUAUGGAUUGACAAGGUGCUCUCAUAUGAGCAAGGAACCUCAUGGGUGAACGGUACUUUGUUUGAGGAGAGCAGCCAAACACUACAACAAAUGUUUAUUCAAUUUGGCUCCUAUUAUCUCCAGUGGCCACACACUUUGAUUUACAAUGCAGAAAAUAUCUCUAGCUUCGUUUCUCUGUUUCUUUGUCCUGCAAGUUCUAGUUAAGGUAGUUUCAAAGAUUGUUCUAGCUCAGAAUUCCCCCCACACAUCACUUUGUUCUGUCUUGUCAGUCCUGUCAAAAUGUAUUGUUAAUGUUUUUGUCUCCAACAUGUGGAAGAAUGUUCUAUUUAAUUGUAUUAUAAUGUUCGUUACAUCUGUUUUUAAAGAAUAAUAGGCAUUGCUCACUAAUGGUGGUGAUGCCAAAAUAACUUCUAUAAAAUAUUUUUGCUAAUAUUCAAGAAUAUAACACAAUUAGUCUGUGGUGCGGCUCUUGUUUUUUUAUACUUGAAUUAAGCAGAAAACUACACAAAACAAUGCAGUUAAAUUUUAAAAAGUUUAUUAAUCCACAUUUAAACUGACUGCUCCUGAUUUUAAAUACACAAUUGUGAUGAACUGAUGAACGAACAACUUCCAGGCUCAUUUUGUUGUCAUUUUCACAUGGACCCACACACACUUUAAAAAAACAUUUCUGAAGUCAAAACACAUGUAAAUACAGCCUGCAGACCACUCGAGCACAUCUCACAUCACUAGAUCAAACUGUUUUCAUUGGCUGUUUUGGAAUGGAAUUCAAAUCUCCUGACGAUUGAAUAUAAAAAAGAAUCAUUGGCACAUAAAUAAAGACACUACAAUAAAUACAGUGACAAUAACAGCACAUUACAUUAAUCAGAAUCAAGAAUAUGAACCAAAUUGUUCUCAACGUCGAGAGAAUUCAACAUUGCCAGUGUUACGUCCAACGAUAAACUGCCUCCCCGUGAUUUAAAUCCAUUUGACUGCUUUCCAGUGUCACAUUCAACCACCAACUCUUAAAGGUAUCACAUUAUUUUGACACUAAAUUAGACAUAAAAAAAUCAAUUGGCAAUUAUGUAUAUAUAAAAUAAUAGUGCUAACUCUACACCUUCAUAUAGAAAACAUGCUGCUAUUAGUAAAUAUACAGGAGUCAUUCUCUGAGAAAAUGAGGGAAAGUAUGUUCCAGGGGACUCAAGCUGCUCCGCACCGUCAGCUACCAUAUUGUCCUAGUGUGAUUCACCCGUGCUCAAGCGAGUCAGAAAUAUCUCACUGACAGACAUUGCAACAGUUGGUGUCCAGUUAUACAGCCACCUCACAGUCACAGGAUUUAGCUGAGAAUCGUUUUAAACAACCCAAUAAAUACAACGGAAAUAGCCUAAACUUUUGGAUGACUGGGAAGGUGAAACCCAACAUUCACACCCCGACAUCCAAUUUUGGUUAACUCUUGCAAGCCAAGUACCAAGCAAUAUGUAUACUUUGAGCCGAACAAAUAGUAGAUUCAGGAUCAGAAUUGAAGGCAGCCGCAAACAGAACAGAAAGAGCUGGUUUUCACUGGUAUGUUGCACAAGUAGAGGUAAAGAUAACAGACAGGAAAUGCAGUACCGGUACACAGCAAACUGCAAAUAAGUUUACAAAAAAAAACAACAGGCUGGUUCUUUGGCCUCUGAUUUUACUACAAGCUCAUGUACCCAACAUGGCACUGAAAUCAAUUUGUAUGCACAACGUAAGACAGUACCUUUGUAAAUCACAAAAACAAGUAGAACGUUUAAAGCAGUGUGGCUAAUUGAACCUUAAUAGUCGCUCGUACUCAUAUUUGCUUAUAAAAACACAGUGCAAAGUGAUUUAUCAUCUCAUUUUUGCUCAUUUAUAAUCCAUUAAAAGCAACUAAAAUGUAAGUUUUGACUAUAUAUAAUUCAAGCCAAUUGCAGUAGUGGACUAGGAUGCAGAUAUACUUGGUCCCUGAGUUCAUAACUACCUGUCACUACUACUUCCAGUCAGAUGACGACAAAUGUAUAAUAAUUGGAUGCGUUUUCCUUUUCAUCAUUUUCCAUCCUUCAAUAUUCAAGUAGAUCAUGCAGUCCUACGCAAACUGUACACACCAACGGACGCGAUCAAACUACGCUACCUAUGGGAGAUGACUAACUGACCUCAACUACAUCUAUCAGCUUGGAUGCAAAAAAAAACAAAAAAAAAAAAGAUUAAAUAUGUAUUACCACGUAUAAAUAUCGGACAUUUGGAAAGGAUGACAUAUUAUUUCUCAGCUGGUCCCCAACAUUGUUUUCUUUUUCUUAAAAUCUUUCAACACAAUAAAACAUUUUCUAACCACGUUCCACUUAUAGCUCUGUAUAAGUUGAACGGUGUGAGAGGAGGGAGCGGCUCUUCCUGUUUAAAAAGAUUAUGGGAUGUCUUUAAAACUGAUUUCAGUAAAAGACAGACGGGUCUGUCAGCCUCCUUCACACGCUGUUGUCAGAACUAUUCACAGGUGUACAAGCUAAAAACACGGACAAAUAUGCUUAUGGUUUGCGCGCUAGCAAUAAUGGAGCACAGGAUCAAAUCUCGUGUUUCGGAGUGCCUCCCUUAAGGUUCACACCAAACACCCCGGAAAGACCUGUCAAACCCUUGUAUUGGUAGAUGGACAUCUCUUCCAUCAGCUCAUCUUUUCAAGCAGUAAAAUUAAGUUAUGUUAAAAUCCCUCACUGACAACAGUGUUUUCUAACCAGUGACAUUUCAAAUGAGGAAUCGUAUGACGCUCUUUUCCUGUUGAAGCCGCUACUCUCCAUUACGUUCAAGACCGUCGAUGACCCGACUGAGCCUGAUGUUGAGCAGCCGGACCUGAGUGUCCAGGUGGUCGAUCUUCUCUUCCAAAGAGCCAGCACCGCCUCCCCUCCUCCAGUAGGCUCC
Molecule: messenger RNA, 5366 nt
Organism: Synchiropus splendidus (mandarinfish)
Lineage: Eukaryota; Metazoa; Chordata; Actinopteri; Syngnathiformes; Callionymidae
Gene: wdr31
Product: WD repeat domain 31
Exons: 9
Coding region: 972-1997 (341 amino acids)
Molecular function (GO): protein binding
Source: RefSeq, a predicted model, not a curated record